Messenger RNA from Exserohilum turcica Et28A, 2014 nucleotides. RefSeq lists its product as uncharacterized. Lineage: Eukaryota; Fungi; Ascomycota; Dothideomycetes; Pleosporales; Pleosporaceae. Gene Ontology annotation, cellular component: nucleolus. The transcript is spliced from 3 exons. Gene Ontology annotation, biological process: rRNA processing; negative regulation of transcription by RNA polymerase II. Bases 84 to 1607 code for a protein of 507 amino acids. The record is from RefSeq and is a predicted model, not a curated record. Gene Ontology annotation, molecular function: DNA binding.
CCGACUCCUCACUCUGCUCCUCGACCUGCGCGCUGCCAGCUGUUCACCGCUACUUGUGCUAUCGAAUCCCCGUCCCUGCCACAAUGGUCUCCUUCUCCUGCGAGGGCUGUGGCGACGUCCUCACAAAGAAGAAACUCGAUGGCCAUCGCAACCAAUGCUAUGGCGCCACCUUUACAUGCCUGGAUUGCAUGGUCCACUUCCCUGGCACUUCGUACAAGGCCCAUACGUCGUGUAUAACAGAAGACCAAAAGUACCAGGGCAAACUCUACAAAGAGAAGAAGAAGGGCCCGCAACAGAAGAGAGACAGCGCAUACUAUGACAACUCGCAAACCUUCACGCCGCCCAAUGCAUACGCCGAAGACGCGCCCGCCGAAGACAACGUAGUGGCUAUCGUCGAUGCUCCGCCUCGCGCGCCCACUCCUCCUCCAGCCGCACACUCGCUAGGCUAUCACGAGCAAGCGGCGCUCGAAGCCCCCAAUGUCUUUGACUUCCUCGACCAAUCCGCGACGCCAAUCGCUCCGAAAACCACCGCGCCCAUCAACGAGGCUCGCAUGCUCGAAGACAGCCGCCCGCCCGCGUACGAGGAACAGGACAUGCCUGCAACUGCCAAUGUCAUGAAGUUUCAAGUCACCGAUGACGAUGAGAUCAACGGCCCUUCCAACCAAGUUCGCCGUUCGCGAGAACAACACGAUUCGUUUACCACGCCUGCUCCCAAGAGCAAGCACUCGAGAAACAAGUCGCGCGACACCGAUGUUGAGACGACUGUGAGCAAGACAGACCGCAAGCGCAAGCGCAACUCCCCCAGCGAGCUCGACCUGUCGCUGAUCCGGGCUCAAGAGGAGAAGGAUACUGUCAUGGCCGAUGCCCCUGCCGUGCUUCACUCGGGCCUUACUGGAGGACUGAGCAAACUCCUUGCUCGACCGGAAUUUCCGCCGUCGCCAGACGACUCUGGCGACUAUGCUAACUCGCCACUAAGUCCGAUGAAACGUGCCAAGCAGGACAAUUCGAAGACGUUUAUGCGCGCACAGCGUGACGUGGAGGUGGAGCAGCAAAAGCAGCGAAAGGCUGACACAAAGGCACACAAGCAUGCAGAAAAGAAGGAAAAGAAGGACAAGGAACGUGGUCGUGAACGCGACCGAAAGGAGCGCAAGUCUGGCGGCACCCUUGUAAAGAUCAGGUCCAAGAAGAAGCGGGAGGACUCGACAAAGGAGGUGCGCCGCAUCCGCCGCAGGCAGUACUCUUCUUCUGUUUUACCAGCCCCACAGGACCGCAAAGCUGUCAAGGCCAUUGAGUAUAACGGAUCGACGUCGAAAUCCCCGGAGCCCAAUGGCGAAGGCCAGCUGAUUGUGCGCCCCAAUGCAGACGUUGCGCCCUUGUCGCCCGACUACGACACGCGUGCGGGGCUGUUCAUGUCCUUCAUCAACAAGGGACCCGACUCUGGGCGCGGCUUGAGCGUCCACAAGGCUCUGAAGCGCUACCACCGUGAGCGUGGCGGUCGCGUGCCCUCCAAGGCUGACGAAGAGAAGGAGCUCUGGAAGGACCUGCGCCUCCGAAGAAACGACAGGGGCGAGAUUGUUCUCUUCUUUGCCCCGGCCGAGGCCUCCUGACUAGACGGGGAUCUCGACAUCAUCAUGCGCAUACGUGCAUGGUCAUGCUCUGAUCCAACGCCUAGUCAUGGCUCCAACGAUAUGAUUGAUGUCUGAAAAGUGUUGGCGGAAUAGGGUCUCUUUUGGGGCACGGCAGACUGGUUGUCGGGUCGUCGACGAUGCCAUUCUUCCUGACAAUAUUGUUCCUUGUUUGAUACCCCAUUUGCACGUCAUUGGCUAUUUUGGGUGGACUGGGUGCACAUGCACAUGUACAUUUGAUGUAUUGUCUGUCGCUUUCUGUAUUGCAUGUUAUUCUUUCAGCAUACAUGUACUUGUUGUUACGGCCGUGUCUUGUUUUUGUUUUUCGUCCUUUUUUUCUCUCUUGGUAUCUUUUGGCCAAACCACUUGCCCUAAUACUCUUCUGGGCU